AUGCAGGCGGUGCGUCCGGCGGCGGAGGCCGUGGAGGAGGAGGUCACCCAGGCACAGGUGCAGGAGGUGAGGGAGGAGGUGGCCAAGGCCGAGGUGAAGAGGGAGGUGGCCGAGGAGGCGGCGCUAGAGGAGAAGGAUGUAGCGGUGGUCGGAGAAGGGGAGGUGGAGGUGGAGGUGGAGGCGGAGGCGGAGGCGGGAGCGUCGGCGAAGAAGAACCGUAUCCAGGUGUCCACCAACAAGAAGCCACUCUACUUCUACGUCAACCUCGCCAAGAGGUACAUGCAGAACUACGACGAGGUUGAGCUCUCUGCUCUAGGGAUGGCCAUCGGGACCGUUGUAACAGUUGCUGAGAUCCUCAAGAACAAUGGCCUUGCCACCGAAAAGAAGAUCCUGACAUCAACCAUUGGCACCAAAGAUGAGUCAAAGGGGCGGCUUGUCCGUAAAGCCAAGAUUGAGAUCCUGCUGUGUAAGUCAGAGAACUUCAACAGCAUCAUGUCCAGCAAAAAAUCCGACCGCCCAAAAUCUGCCGAGGAAGAUAUCAAGGUAUGAAUGCCUGAUAUGAUCAACGUUUAGGCCUCCCUCCCUGUCCGGAGGUUGACAGCAUGUAUACAUGAGCCGGCCAGUAAGAGGCAGCACCAGCAAUCUGAUUAAGUAGUAGUAAUUACGGUACGUACCUUAAUUACCUUAGUCCUUGUUAAGAUCUUGUGAGUUGAGCA
Messenger RNA from Phragmites australis (common reed), 716 nucleotides. RefSeq lists its product as uncharacterized. Gene Ontology annotation, molecular function: RNA binding. NCBI's taxonomy places the organism in Eukaryota, Viridiplantae, Streptophyta, Magnoliopsida, Poales, Poaceae. The coding region runs from base 1 to 549 and encodes 182 amino acids. Gene Ontology annotation, cellular component: nucleus. The record is from RefSeq and is a predicted model, not a curated record. The transcript has 5 exons.